Messenger RNA from Amoebophrya sp. A25, 4382 nucleotides. Lineage: Eukaryota; Dinophyceae; Syndiniales; Amoebophryaceae. The record is from the annotation of a GenBank genome assembly.
CUCAAGUGCACGACAGAUGAAUGUCGGACCUAUGAAUCACCAGAACACUAAUGUUGGUGCUCCUCCAGUUUCCAGUGCUGGUGCGUCUCCUGGAGGUGGUAUCUCUAUUCCUGUCAUACAAACUAGAACUACAGGAAUUAUAAUGGGCUCGUCUCCAGGCACAAGGAGUCCUAUGUUGUUGAAUAGUGCUCGAGCAACGGCAGCGCAAGCAAUGAGCAUUAUGAGAAGUCCGCGACCACCACCAGCUGUGGUGGAGAAUGGUGAAGGUGGAGGUGGUGCUCCUGUCCCUGUUGUUGCUAGUGGUCUAACACAGAGGACCAGGAGAUCGCCAAGCCCAAAACAAAAGUACACUUCUGUAGUAGAACAAAAUCAAAAACCAAGUAUUCCAGCAUCUAGUGGUGCCACGACAUCGUCAGGUAUUGAUCCUAAACUACGCAAUAGCUGCACUAGCAUCAAAACAGGGAGUAGAGUUCUUCCUCCUGCUGCGCCUGUUCCUGUCGCGCCACACAAGUAUUUGCAGCUUGGAACUCAUGAUCCUUCAUCAAACAAGAACAGCUACGCGGUGAAUUUUCCCCGUGGCACUGCGAAUAAGAGUCCAGCGCCAAGCAUCAGGAAAGGGGCGAAUAAGAAGGGCAAGGGAAGCGCACGCACCUUGAGCCCGACUGCAAGGAACGCAAUUCCUCGUAGGGGUGAAGUUGAGACUCUCGACAAGGAAGGCCUGGAAGGUGCGGACAUCAAACGUCCUCUCCCAUCUACCACAAGCACAAAUAGAGCAGGAAAGGGCACAACUUCUUCUGUAAACAAUACACUGGCGACUAGAAAUAAGAAGGCACCGCGUGGUGUUCUUGGUGGCCCGACUAGGAGCAGUGCUGGAAAUGGGAUCAUAUCCCCCAAUAACACGCUAGCGGUCGCGGUCCAACAACACGAAGGUCCCCAUGAGCCACCACCUAUGGUUUCAUCUAAAACGACCAUGCCACCAGGUGCAUCAUACAAGAGUCCCUACGCUUUCAGCGGCAACAAUGCAGCUAGCAUGAGCACCCAGCCUUCAGCUGGAAUAGCAACCAUGCCUGCUCCGUUUUCAUCGACAUCAGCAUCAUCGUCAUCCGCAACUAACAUUAAGGGUUACCCUUACCACAUGGCAUUCUUCACCACCAUCCUUGGCCUUUUUUCCAGUAGGAAAAGGGUCAGGGAUGAUCUGAAGAAUGCAAUGUCGCAACCUCUAAUAACAAUCCAACAAGUCAAUUUCAGACAGCAACUAGUACAACAUCAUUCGCAGAUACGAAAGGGAUUAUCCUCGAGACGUUAACGAAAUCGGGUGACAGCGUGAAUCGGGCACAGCUGUCGGAGAUUCUAGAGAAAGCUGUUGUGAUUGUUGAAGCUCAGAAGCCACGCGGUAGUAGUUGCACCGAUCUGGUUGAUACGCUGACAAAACGCGUUUUGAAUUACGGCAUACUUACGGUUGUAUAAUCAGUAGCUAUGUAACUAGGUUAGUAGUAGUGCGUAAUCUCUUCGGGCACUGCUAGUGCUAACAGUGUCAUCAGGGAUCCACACAUACAUCAGGUGUGAUUCCCGUGUAUUAGAACCUCUACCUCCACGCACGACAGAGACAGAGUGCAGCAGAACUACUAGAGUUGAGAGCUUCGCUUGUUCUAAUACCCACCGGAUUUCCUUGUCGAGCCUACACUGUGCCGGAAAGCUAUGCGGAUUUUUGUGCAUUGUGUCUACCACGUGAAGUCGGAGCUUUUGCGAGCGGCAGUGUUUGAGUCGGUCAUCGCCUUGGUCGAAGGUGCGGCCGAUCGAGGUGACCCGCUUAUUGACCACCAAGCAAUGCUGGUAUUCGCGAACGGCCUGAAAGCUGGAAAAAUACGCAUUGGACUCUUCUCGAGGGCGGUAAAACAAAUUAUCUGCUUUGUAUUAAUCGUCUACGUAUAGUCCCGUAUCGGGGCUUUGGCUCUAGCAACACAGUUCAGAGAAAGAGAAACAAAGACCCUCUGCGCCACAGGCGUGCGUCGUUGAUGAUCUUCCGGGUCCAUCUCAUGCACGGCAGGCGGCUGCUGAAACGAUGCGGGCAGGAAUUUCCAAGAGGGCCGGCAUUCUGGCGGAGGGCGGGCCUGUGUGCUCAGCGUGGCAUCUUCGGGCGCGAGCGGCAACUCGUACUACGCCUACGGCCGCAGCCUCUGGUGCGAACAGGCCUGCGGCUGCUCUUGCUGCAGCUGUGACCUGGCAGGCUUGGCGGCGAACUGCCGUCACGGGGUUGCGCCCCACGGUGGGCGGCGCGCUUGUAUCGUGCUGCAAUUCGCCCGCAGAUGAACAGGCGCGACCCCAGUGCGCCGGCUUCUUGCCACCGGCAAAAAGCCAGCAGGGGUGCCUGGGCAGUGCAGACCCCAGGCGGCUGGGCGUUGGGCGUGAGAACUGCACGGCAGCCUUUUCGGGGUGCCUUUGUCAGUUUGCUCAAGGGCUUAGCUGUGGUAGUCUGGGCGCUUAUAUGGAACAGGAAAAGGCAACGCUCCAGCGGCUGAUCGCCCACCUUCUGGAAAGUGGCGACUCUGUCUUGGCGCGCUCUAAGUACUCACUAGCAGCCGCAAGCGACCCAGGCCGGCCGCCUGAGCGUGUAGGCGUCUGAACUCCGUGGUGCUUGGUAAGGGGAAAGGCGAGCCUGUAUCGCUUUACUUCGGACCGCUUUGCAAUGGCUGGGCGGAUCAUGGCGCGAGGGUGAUGAUCUUGGUGGGCUUGGAGCUUGGGCACCUUCAGGCUUGCCGGAUUUGGCGGAAGGGCUCGAAAUGUCUAUGGACAUUACUAGAGGGGCCACCGGGCAGGCCGGACGGCUCGCAGAGAUGGACAGCGUUCGCGCCGCUUCUCUAGGGGUGGCGGCAUGGCAGUCUCGAGCGCUCGACCCGCCAGGCCGGGGCGCCUGCGUUAUUUAAUCCUCUGCGCGUCAAUUCUGCGGCUGGCGAUACCGGCGGCAGCCGCCCGAGCUUGGUGGUCUUCGUUCACCUUGUCGGGGGUGACCUUGGGCCAUUGGUCUAAGGAAGGCGCUAGGGGUAGGGAUUGGCCACGACACUAACGGGCUGGAGAGUGGGCUUGCGCGUGAAUGCGGACGGAGGGACGUAAGAGCAGAAGGGCGUGGCCUCCCUAGUUCGUUGUCUGCGCUUUUCUUCUCUUCGUUUAUUUUUCUGCGCUUUGCUCUCGUGCUUAUUUCUCGGCCCGUUGGCGCGUGACGCGGGCUGCGCAUACGGUGGGGCGAGGGGUGCUUGGUCGGCCGCCUUUGGCCCCCUCGUGUCUCUGUGUUUUUUCUCUGUUUUUUCAUCUGCGUGAUGGCUCCGCUUUUUCUGAUCUUCUCCCCUCUCCUUUGAUCCUCUGUCAGUAUCAUGAUGCAUGGACCCGCACACAGGGAUCUUAGUCGUGAUGAGUAGGCGUAGAUGAUCAGCCUGAGUUUCUGCUUCGAGGCUUAUUCUUUUCUACGCAUGGGGUAAGGUGGACGUGGCGUUCUUUAUCUUAUCAUCAUAUUGAGGUCUACUUGCUGGAGGAGCAACAAGAACAGCGGCGUGCUUUAUGAUGACUUUGGGCAGAGAGAGCUGCCAAUGUCAGUCCUCAACGAAUUAUAUCUCCCACACACAGGUCCGACUCGCAUUACAGACAGUGGGUCCGUGUCGUGAAAUUUGUUUUUUUCUGACGGAAGCUGCGACACGAUAUGGGCAAGAGUAUGGGCAAAUCAUCCUGCGAUUGGGCUGUCACCGCAUUCUACAGCAAGUGCCAGAUGAAUUCAUGAAUGAGAAGAAGCUCGCACUGAACGCGAUCACCACAGCUAUUGAGGCCAAGCAAGUCUUGCCUAAGGACCAAGUGAGAUUUUGGACGGGGACGCAGUCACCAGGAACUGUAGAGUAGAAGACAGAGUGGCUCAACAUCUUCUGUUGGGGCGAGUCUUUUUUAAGGACCGAUCAUGGUUGCUUGGAUUGCACAGACCACGAGAUGGCCGUAACAACUGCGAGCCUUGUCGCCAUGCCCUUAAAGAUGUUGGAGAUGCCUUGUCAUUUUUUUAGAAUUCAGAAACUUGAAGGUAUGCUGCACCACUGUGAAGAAAAACUAAAACCGAUACCGAACAAUUUAAACUAAUAGAUAAGAAUAAGUAGCUUUCCUAAGCCUAACGAUAGAGCGAUCAUGAUGAUCAACACCUUUUACUCAAACACUAUACCAUGAUGCUUCUUCCCAAAAAACAUCCUAAACACAUAUAUCAUUACAUUUCUGCCGAGGUUAACUGAGACUGUACUACUUACUACUGAUUUUUUCUUGUCGCCGACAAAGGAAAAUAAUCGAAGCAGAAGCAGAACUAUUGAAAACGAACAAGAGAAAACGUCGCUUUCAUCUGUGCUUACCUCUAUGAC